GCCUUUAGUUGCGAGUAAUUAAUAAAACAGGGCUUUUUCUCCGAAGACACUUGGUGGUUCGAGCUGCUGAGACCCGUCGAGUAGACCUUUUUGAGGACUUGGUGGCAGUUCAACUCGAGGACAAUCAAAACGUCAAGCUAAAGGCUUUCUCAGCUCAUUGAAAUGGAUGACAUCCAGGUUGUCGAGUCCAAGCCCCUGCUGGUGGACAGGGAGCUGCCGGGCUUGAGAGAAGCUGUGCAGCAGCUAGUGAUGAAGGAGCACGAUGUGGAGACUCCUCAUGGAAGGGUCCACUGUACUAUGAAGGGGGUGCCCAAAGGAGACCGACCAGUCAUCCUUACCUUCCAUGACGUUGGGCUGAACUACAAAACCUGCUGGGACAAGCUCUUCGAGCACGAGGACAUGCAGGAGAUCAUGCAGCACUUUGCCGUGUGCCACGUCAAUGCCCCCGGCCAGCACGAGGGCACAAACACCUUCUCCACCGGAUAUGAGUACCCUUCAAUGGACCUAGUUUCUGAGACUCUCCCCCAUGUCUUAAAGCACUUUGGGCUGAGAAGCGUGAUUGGCAUGGGCAUUGGCGCGGGAGCCUACAUCCUGACCAGAUUCGCGCUGGACUACCCAAACAUGGUGGAAGGCCUUUUGCUGAUAAACAUCAACCCAUGUGCCGAAGGCUGGAUGGACUGGGCCGCACACAAGAUCUCAGGCUGGGCCCACGCCUUGCCCGACAUGAUCAUCACCCACCUCUUCGGAAAGGAGGAGAUCCACAACAACCCCGACCUGAUUGCAAAAUACCGCCACCACAUCAUGAACGACAUGAACCAGUUUAACCUGCAGCUCUUCGUCAAGGCGUACAACAGCCGGAGGGAUCUAGAGAUCGAGAGGCCGGUCCCCGGGAGUGGCAUCAAUGUCAGAACCCUCAAGUGCCCUUCCCUCCUGGUGGUCGGGGACAGCUCUCCUGCCGUGGAGGCCGUGGUUGAGUGCAACACCAAACUGGACCCAACAAAGACCACACUGCUGAAGAUGGCUGACUGUGGAGGCCUGCCCCAAGUUGAUCAGCCUGGCAAACUGACAGAAGCUUUCAAGUAUUUCAUUCAGGGCAUGGGAUACAUGCCCUCUGCCAGCAUGACCAGGCUGGUUCGCUCCCGUACCGCCUCGGGCUCCAGUGUCACCUCCUUCGAUGGCAACCGCUCCCGCUCGCACACCAACGAGGGCAACCGCUCCCGCUCGCACACCAAUGAGGGGAGCCGCGGCCGCAGUCACACGGCCGACGCCCAGCAUGGCCGCUCCCACACAGAUGCCUCCAUGGAUGGCACAACCAACAGCAACAUGGACCAAGCCGUGCUCAAGUCCACUGAAGUGUCCUGCUAGGCUGACCUCAACCCUUUACCAAUGAUACCCAUGACACCCCCCACCCCAAAUCCCACCCACCAGCCCCUCCUUGAGGUCCCAUCGGGUCUUGCUGUGUUACCUCUAACUGCUAGCUAGCACACAGACGCGCAGACACACAUGUUUGCAGACAGAAACACAGAUAUGGAGAAGGAUAGUGAGGCAUACUUGGGAAAAGUAUGAAAACGCACAAUGCACCACUUGUCUGUACGCUUCCAAAUUGUUGAGUGCAUUUGGGAUGCCCCCACCCCAGCAUGUCCUCUAUGCUGAAGGCAUAGGGAUUUGCUAUGCUGCAUGCCUACAUUGUCAUCCUCACUCAAUUUCGAGUGCAAGCUCUCAAUCGAACCCUCGUACAUGCCGAUUAAUUCCCAUCGCUUUUGGUGCUGUUAGUGACUAGUUAGGGGCAACGCAGCAUGGAGAAACCCAAACGGAGAAUGUCAGCGAAAGCUGUGGCUAUGAGUAUAUACCAGCUUGUACAUUUAUCUCUUUUAAUCUCUCAUAAAUGGUUUUAAUUACUGUCCAUACCCCCCACAUGUUUUCUUGUCUAUAGUUUUUUAUCAUAUUGACACAGCUUUCUUAAAUGUACCUGUAUCUUGACUGCAAAUGACUUUUUUUUUCUUUUUCUGUUGAUUCUUUGAUUGUUAUAACUCAUGUUCCACGUCCGAAGUGUCGUCGUCUGUACAUAGGAGCCAAGUUGUGGAGCGGAGGAAGGAUAUGUUGCAGGGAGGCGUUUAGAUAAACCACAUGUGAGAAUUUCCUCACUAAUUCCUCUCCACUGCUGAAAGUAAGGGACCGAAUUUUAAGUAUCAUGCAUGUACAGUGUACACAAAUGGCAGCACGGUGGCGCAGUGGUUCGCCUCACAGCAAGAAGGUCCUGGGUUCGAGCCCUGGGGUAGUUCAACCUUUGGGUGUCGUCUUGGGUCGUCCUCUGUGUGGAGUUGGCAUGUUCUCCCCGUGUCUGUGUGGGUUUCCUCCAGGUGCUCCAGUUUCCUCCCACAGUCCAAAGACAUGUAGGUCAGGUGACUCGGCUGUACUAAAUUGUCCCAAGCUGUGUGUGUGUGUGUGUGUGUGUGUGUGUGUGUGUGUGUGUGUGUGUGUGUGUGUGUGUGUGUGUGUGUGUGUUGGCCCUGUGAUGGCCUGGCGGCCUGUCCAGGGUGUCUCCCUGCCUGCUACCAGAUGACUGCUGGGAUAGGCUCCAGACACCCUGAGAGCAGGAGAAGCGGUUCGGAUAGUGGAUGGAUGGAUGCACAAGUGUGUCAUAUUCUCCUAAGGACUCCUGUGUUUUGGGAUCUUGUCAAUGGGCAUUUUUCCUCCCCCCCCCCUUCUCUGGAACAUGUAACUGUCUUUUUACUAACGAUACUCUGAUUCACACAUCUACAAACUCAACUCCUGCGUGGAUUCAGACGGUUGUAGACGUUUCAUGUUGAACACUUCCAACGAGACGUGAUUCCUCAUAUCGGUGUAAAAUAAACAUGGGAAAAAAACAAAAACAAAAAAAAAACAAUCCAUUAAGAAACACAAAUGAAAUCGCUUUUGCAUCGUAUGCUUUAUUAACUGAUCAUGGCUUCAGACAAUUUUUUUUCCUUUUUUUUAUUUUUAAUGAUUUCUAUGCAAUCAAGCACAACGGAACAAAGCUGUGCCAUGGAACGGCUCGCGUUCUUACACGUGACGCUCCCGUGCGGUUGUGGAUUCUGGGCGAAAAGGUCCACGUGAGGAAGGCCGCGCAACCCCCCCCCCCUCCCCCGCAGCCCUGUUUCACCGGCGGUGCAGCGACAUCAUGCUUUGUAGAAGGACAUACAUAGCUUUGUAAAGAUGCACAACUUUGUAUUGCUGUAGAGGAAAAAAAAGCAUUAAAAUGGCAUAACAGUUUGUAUUUAUUAAAAAAGGACAAUAAAAAACAACAACAGCAA
Messenger RNA from Lampris incognitus (smalleye Pacific opah), 3293 nucleotides. RefSeq names its product N-myc downstream regulated 1a (gene ndrg1a). The transcript is spliced from 16 exons. The record is from RefSeq and is a predicted model, not a curated record. The coding region runs from base 163 to 1365 and encodes 400 amino acids. NCBI's taxonomy places the organism in Eukaryota, Metazoa, Chordata, Actinopteri, Lampriformes, Lampridae. Gene Ontology annotation, biological process: signal transduction. Gene Ontology annotation, cellular component: cytoplasm.